UGGGAGGGAGGAGAGAGAGAGAGAGAGAGAGAGAGAGAGAGAGAGAGAGAGAGAGAUGCUCAGCAGCAGCUUCGGUAGUUUUGGCUCUGGUGAAGCGCAGGACGCAACGAUCUGUCCCGGCUUUCCCUCGAUGGUUCACCGCAGCCCGAAGGAGGGAAAAACCUUCCACCGCUGUCCGGAAGUCAGCACCCAGGAGCCGCACACACACUGACAGCAGCAGUGGCUCGGACAGAUAUGUUGAAGCCGGGAGAACCAAGCGGCUCGGCCUUCCUUAAGGUGGACCCGUCCUAUCUGCAGCACUGGCAGCAACUUUUCCCUCAGACGCAGCUCAAGGUUCCUCUGGUUCCACCACCUCCACCUCAGCUGUCUCAGCCUGACCGCCUCUCCAUCUCCAUGGACAGCCUGCACCCAUCCCGCCUUCACAGUCACCUCCUGGCCUCCACACACUGCACCUCCUCUUCUUCUUCCUCUUCUACGUCCUCCUCAGCAGCUUCUUCUUCAGCAGCAGCCGCAGCAGCUCUCACUCCAUCCUCCUCUAUCUCCAUCUCUGCCUCCGGUGGGCUCUCUCUUCUGCCUGUGCCCCAGCAGAUCGCACUCUUUGGACAGGCCUUGGCCCCAGUGUGUGCUGGGCCUGGAGGUCCUGGAGGAGGAGGAGGAGGACCAGGAGGAGGUGGAGGAGGAGAUCUGGUGGUCGUUGUCCCCCCAGAAAAUCAGCAGGGUCAUCAUCACAACCCAGUGGCAGCAGUGGGGCUCCUCCAUCAGGCCAAAGAGCAGAGCUGUGGUGGGGUGGGGGUGGUGUCGUCCAGCGUGAAGAGCAGCAGUGGGGGAAGCGGAGGAGGCGGAGGAGGGGAGGACAGCGGGAAAGGAGCGACAGCGAGGUUCAAGCUCACGUCGGAGGAGCUGGACUACUACCUGUAUGGACAACAAAGGAUGGAAAUCAUCCCACUGAGCAACCACACAGGAGAGCUCAACAACCGUUGCGACAUGUGUGCAGACAACAGGAAUGGCGAGUGUCCGAUGCACGGUCCCCUUCACUCCCUACGUCGUCUUGUCGGCACCAGCAGCUCAGCGGCACAGGUCACUCUGCCGGACGUUCCUGAUUGGCUGAGAGAUUUGCCCAGAGAGGUGUGUCUGUGCACCAGCACAGUUCCUGGUCUGGGUUAUGGAAUCUGUGCGGCUCAGAGGAUUCCUCAGGGAACCUGGAUCGGACCGUUCCAGGGCGUCCCUCUGAUGCUGGACAAACUGCACUCUGGAGCAGUGAGGAACUCGCGCCACCUGUGGGAGAUCUACGACGCAGAGGGGACAUUACAGCACUUUAUCGAUGGUAAUGAUCCCAGUAAAUCCAGCUGGAUGAGAUACAUUCGCUGUGCCAGACACUGUGGGGAGCAGAACAUGAUGGUUGUACAGUACAGGUCCUGUAUCUUCUACAGAGCGUGCAUGGACAUCCCCAGAGGGACAGAGCUGCUGGUUUGGUACAACGACUCCUACACUUCAUUCUUCGGCAUCCCGCUGCAGUGCAUCGCUCAGGAUGAUAACUUAAACGUCCCAGGCACAGUGAUGGAGGCCAUGACCAGACAAGAGUCCCUCCAAUCCUUCAGCAAGAACAGCAAACCCUCGUCUUCCUCUUCCUCUUCUGCUUCCUCCCCCUCCACCACAAUCAUGCGCUCCAUGGUCUUCCCCCACUCCCCCUGCUCCAGGAGUUUCUCCCUCUUGGACAAGGUUGGGGUUCAGUCAGACUCCAGUUUGAGCCAGUUGGCGUUAAAGAACCAGCGAGUCCUGGCGAGCCCAACCUCAACCAGCCAGCUGAACGGCGAGUUCAGCGACUGGCACCUGUGGAAGUGUGGCCAGUGCUUCAAAACCUUCACCCAGAGGAUCCUGCUCCAGAUGCACGUUUGUCCACAGAAUCCUGACAGACCGUACCAGUGUGGCCACUGUUCCCAGUCAUUCUCUCAGCCGUCAGAGUUGAGGAACCAUGUGGUGACGCACUCCAGUGACCGACCCUUCAAAUGUGGAUACUGCGGUCGAGCGUUUGCUGGCGCCACAACUCUCAACAACCACAUCCGCACGCACACCGGAGAGAAGCCGUUCAAGUAAGUAACAGUGUGAGCGUUGUGACCGCAGCUUCACACAGGCCACUCAGCUCAGCCGUCAUCAGCGACUUCCCAACGAGUGUAAACCAGUGAAUGAAAGCAGCGAGUCCAUCGAGGUGGAUUAACUGAAAACCCACAGAGACACGUCCACGUUAAAGCAGCUCCACCUGAAAACAGAACUUUGUCCAUGCUUAGACAACUGAGACUACAUCCACACAAACUAUGCUCUGAAUACACCUGCCUUCCACACUACCCAACAUUUCACAGCCCACAGAGGUUUAAAAAAGUUUGAAAGUCAUUUUUAGUCUGGAUGGGCAGAAAAGGAGACCUGAAAAACAAUGUUGCACUUACCUGGACUCUUCCUUUCCUUCCUAUCAGCUGUGAUGACACUUAGUCACACUAGUCUCACUUUCACUCUACCAUUGAGUGUCUUUCUUUUUACCAUUGUUGUUUCCUGUGAAUUGUUCUUGCUUAAACUGAACAAACACCAGCAAGAGAAUGUCCAGUGAACAUCACCUGUUUGACAUUAGUAUGGAUGCAGAUUACGUGGAGCUGAAUGAAAACAUAGUAGUGUGGAUGAAGCCUAAGUGUCAGCGUGGACAACGAUCCCAAGAACAGAAACAUGUAAACACCAGCCUGUGUUUUAUCGUGGACAAAGAUAUCGAGGACAACU
Molecule: messenger RNA, 2763 nt
Organism: Solea solea (common sole)
Lineage: Eukaryota; Metazoa; Chordata; Actinopteri; Pleuronectiformes; Soleidae
Gene: prdm6
Product: PR domain containing 6
Exons: 9
Coding region: 235-2094 (619 amino acids)
Cellular component (GO): nucleus
Molecular function (GO): histone methyltransferase activity; protein binding
Source: RefSeq, a predicted model, not a curated record